Molecule: messenger RNA, 1266 nt
Organism: Sinocyclocheilus rhinocerous
Lineage: Eukaryota; Metazoa; Chordata; Actinopteri; Cypriniformes; Cyprinidae
Product: gastrula zinc finger protein XlCGF8.2DB-like
Exons: 3
Coding region: 37-1158 (373 amino acids)
Biological process (GO): regulation of transcription by RNA polymerase II
Cellular component (GO): nucleus
Molecular function (GO): RNA polymerase II cis-regulatory region sequence-specific DNA binding; DNA-binding transcription activator activity, RNA polymerase II-specific
Source: RefSeq, a predicted model, not a curated record
GUCAAACAUGAAGAUACUGAGGAACAAACAGACCUGAUGGCGCUGAAAGAAGAGAGUCAAGAAUUGAAUGAAAUGGAAGAGAAAUAUCAUGAUUUCAUAACUGUUGAAAAAUCUUUUAAUUGCUCAAAGACACUUAGAAAUUAUUUCACCACCUGCUUUCAGUGUGGAAAGAGUUUUGAUCAACAAGGAAGCCUUGAAGUUCACAUGAGAACUCACACUGCAGAUAAGACUUUCACCUGCCAACAGUGUGGAAUAAGUUUCACUACAAAAGGAAGCCUUAAAAUCCACAAGCGAAUUCACACUGGAGAGAAGCCUUACACCUGCCAACAAUGUGGUAAAAGUUUCACUCAAAAAGGAAGCCUUGAGAGCCACAUGAGAACUCACAGUGGACAGAAGCCUUUUAAAUGCCUUCAGUGUGAACAGAGUUUUACACAUAAGCCAACCCUUAAUGCUCACAUUAGAAUUCACUCGGGAGAGAAGCCUUACACCUGCAAACUGUGUGGAAUACGUUUCAUCCGAAAAGGAAACCUUAAGGUUCACAUGAGAAUUCACACUAGAGAGAACCUCUACACCUGCCAAGAAUGUGGAAAAAGUUUCAUUCAAAAAGGAAGUCUUAAAAUUCACAUGAGAAUUCACACUAGAGAGAACCUCUACACCUGCCAAGAAUGUGGAAAAAGUUUCAUUCAAAAAGGAAGCCUUAAAAGCCACAUGAGAACUCACACUGGAGAGAGGCCUUGUACCUGCCCUCAGUGUGGACAGAGUUUUACACACAAACCAACCCUUAAUGCCCACAUGAGAACUCACACUGGAGAGAAGUCCUUCACCUGUGAUCAGUGUGGAAAGAGUUUCAGAUCUAAAAUAUCCCUUUAUAACCACGUGAGGGUUCACUUGAGAGAGAACUGUUUUUUAUGUCAUCAGUGUGGAAUGAGCUUCACAGACAGGAAACUUCUCAAGAAUCAUGUAAAAAUUCACAUCGGAGAGAAGCCUUUUAUGUGCCAUCACUGUGGAAAGACUUGCACAAACAAAACAUUCCUUGGGGUUCACAUGAGAAUUCACACGGGAGAGAAGCCUUUUACAUGUCUUCAGUGUGAGAAGAGUUUCAUGUAUCAAAGAGAUCUAAAUCGUCAUUUGCAAACUCAUUCUGGAAAGAAACUGUAGUGUUCCUCAGUGGGGCAAGAGGUUUAGCAGUUUCAGAUUGCUUACUGCGUCACUCUGGAUGAAGGCAACUUCGUGUGAUCAGUGUAAUAAAAAAUCUUUUGACGUCAA